AUGGAGAUCGAGACGCGACUAAUCCUCGUACAAAAAAGCCGCUCUCUGAGCACUAGAAGACCUCUUUUAUCUAACUCUACGAUAUUUGCCAUGGAACAAUUUUGCACCUUCGACGCCAUUCUCUUUGUGUCUGACGGUCGCCCGCCUACUCUGGUUCAGCUCAUGACCAGUCCGCAAAUUUCAGCCCAACACGCGCCAUACGGUGCUCCGCAAACCCGGAUGCCUCACCCAGAGGUGUUCAUGGACUACAUCGCCGACGGUCUUGGAUCCAGGUCGUGGAAGUACCAGUUGGUUGAGGCGCUCGAUGGCAUGAACCGCAAGUUCACCAACCCCUACAUCAUUUUCUAUCCUGUCAUCUCUCGCGAUGGCAUGCCUUUCCCGAUUAACCAGUCUAUUCGUGACAUCCAAGGCCGUGCCUUUAGAGAGGAUCAAGCAUGGCGUGGCAACAUCGUCGUUGCGAAAUACCGCGAAAAUCCCUUCACGUCCAUGAUGGAUGCCUCCAUGGCCGACUUUCCAAUCCUCAAAAACUACUUUAUGACCCAUGGCGCGCCACGACAUGUACAACCCCACAACCAAAUGUAA
Molecule: messenger RNA, 582 nt
Organism: Cyclocybe aegerita
Lineage: Eukaryota; Fungi; Basidiomycota; Agaricomycetes; Agaricales; Hemipholiotaceae
Source: the annotation of a GenBank genome assembly